AUGGUGCACACGAAUCCUUUGAGAUCGAGUUUGAAGGAGAUACAGAGGAAAAAAGAUUCGUUUAAGAGAAGGGAUCUAGAAUCUCAAGAGACAAAAGAAGGCCGAAAAAACAACAGAAUAUGGUGGAUACUUGGGAUUGACGUACCAAUAUUCACAUUAGUCGCCGCCUUACUAUUACUGUUCGAGCUGGGUGUUAUACUCCAACACAAGAGCGGCUUCUUCUGCAACGACCCAGCUCUGUCAUACAAGUUUACAGGAGACACGGUCACUACAGAAGUCAUUGUUAGCACAAUCAUCAUACUGCCGUUUAUAUUAGUGUUUUUAACAGAGUUCAUAUUGUUCGAUUCCGUAUACACGACGCAAACGAGAUUACAAUACGUGUCAAGACAAACUGGUCGGUUGUACGGCAGCUAUGUGUACGCUGCGUUCUUUAACUUGACGGUAGUCGAAGUGAUGAAGGGCAUUACUGGGAAUCCCCGGCCAACCUUCUUUGACAUCUGCGAACCGGAUACCGCUAAAACAUGUAAUGGGUCGGAGUUCGUGAGUACAUUUGAAUGCACGUCUACCCGUUUCCCGUCUUGGUUCCAGCGUGAUUCCUAUCACAGCUUCCCCUCGGGACACACCUCUCUAUCCGUGCUAUGCGGAUUCUUUAUGGCGUGGUACCUCCAGCGCCGCGUGUUCUCAUAUCACCGUCGCUCGCUGCUAGUGGUCCCGCUGCUCCAGGUGUCGUGCGUGUCGUACUCCGCGCUGUGCUCCCUCACACGCGUCACCGACCACCGACACCACUGGUGGGACGUGCUCGUGGGGGCGGCGGUGGGGGGAAUCAGCUUGUUAUAUGCGGUAUACGCUCUCUGCGAUAAUUUCACAAUGCCACGAAAAACUACGGACGAAAUGACGGUCAGCCAACACACUGUAGGGAGUUUGGUGUACAGAGAAGAAAGGAACUAG
Messenger RNA from Danaus chrysippus (African queen), 948 nucleotides. The record is from the annotation of a GenBank genome assembly. Lineage: Eukaryota; Metazoa; Arthropoda; Insecta; Lepidoptera; Nymphalidae.